Messenger RNA from Bipolaris oryzae ATCC 44560, 2034 nucleotides. RefSeq lists its product as uncharacterized. NCBI's taxonomy places the organism in Eukaryota, Fungi, Ascomycota, Dothideomycetes, Pleosporales, Pleosporaceae. Bases 1 to 2034 code for a protein of 677 amino acids. The transcript is spliced from 3 exons. The record is from RefSeq and is a predicted model, not a curated record.
AUGGCAGACACUCCACAUACACUUGUGGAUGGUAGCACUACACCAGCAGACACUACUUCAGGCACAGCACAUGGAUCUCACCAUCACCAUCACCACCACCAUCCGCAUCUUGGCCACCAUACGGGAAAGAGACUGAGGCAAUUUCUGAGACCAGAUGGAAGAAAGGUACAUAUUGCGAGUUCGCCCGAUGAGGCCAACGUGAUGAGGCGGAAGUUGAGCACUGGAAACGAGAAGGAUGACUUCGAUUUAGUCAUCCACGGAUCUCCUGAACAUAUUGAAGCACUUCGCCAUACCCACGCCCACCACUCAGACCGGCACAAGCAACUCCAAGAAGAACACGGCGAAGUAGCCCAAGAAUUCGAGCGCGUCAUCCGCGACCUCGACGCCCUAUCCACCGAACUCCACAUGACCAGCGAGCACGCCGUGCAACUCGACGCCAACUUCUCCAAAUACGGCUACUCAGCCCACCUCCGCACAAAGGAAGACUCAGAAGACUCCCUCAACUCCUCCAGCACCAACUCCCUCUUCGACAAAGACACCUGGCACGCAGAACGCAAACUCGGCGAAACAAUGCGCUUCUACCAACGCCCCAUUGUACGGCAGUACUUCCACAAAGGCCUCCUGUGGCGCGCCAAAGAAGCCCAAGAAGUAGCCUCGUACGAACUCUUCAUCGACCUCUUCUACGUCGGCAUCAUCGCCAUCACAGGCGACUCGGCCGCCGAGCACCCGACUGGAGAAUCGCUGCUCCGCUUCGCCAUCACCUUCCUCAUGGCCUGGAAAAUCUGGUCAGACAUCGGCAUGCUGAUCAGCUGGUUCGACUCGGACGACGUGCUGCGCCGCUGCGCCGUGCUCUUCAUACUAACCUGCUUGCUGGGCUUCACGACCAACAUGGCGGCCGCCUUCGAACAUACAUAUACGCCGCUUGUGGCGUUUUACCUUGCUGCGCGCCUUUUCAUCACGCUGAGCCUGUGCUGGUACGCCUGGCUUAUUCCCAUGAUACGGGGAAGCAUGAUCGGAUACAGCGUCAUCUCUCUAAUCCCUUUUGCGCUCUGGGUAAGCAGCGUGCACGUUGAAGAGCCGGCGAAACAAGGUCUUGUCUGGGUGGCUAUCGUCUUUGAUCUCUUCGGCCAAUUCAUCAUGUUGCUCGUCCAGCGGCCUGGUAGUCCCCUGGGAAAACAUCUCCCACCGCGUAUCAAAGCUAGCUUGGACUUUUUUCCAGGAACGAAUAUCGAGCAUAGAAUCGAGCGGACAAACGCCUUCGUUACGCUGGUCUUUGGAUCCUGCGUGCUGGGGUUACUGUACCAAAGCAACGUCGAAAUGGGGAUUAAUGCCUUCUUCGGCAAAGCAGUCCUGGGCUUGAUACAGGCGUUUACGUUUAAUUGGAUUUACUUUGAGAUUGACUCGUUUAAUCUGCAUACUCAUGCUAUUCGACGGCAUGUUUUUUCUGCAAUGUCCUGGCUAACCCUCCACCCCCCCUUCACCCUCUCCUUCGUCCUCUCCGCCUCCAGCCUCGCCAUCCUCGUCCGUGCCCACGACACCCCCUCCGCCCCGCUCUCUUCCUUGUACGAAACUUUUAUUCCCCGCUCCGAAGCCCAUAUCCACGACGGCUUGCAGUGGUUCUACUGCGGUGGCCUGGCCAUUUCGCUCUUGUGUCUCGCGGCGAUUGCGAAGACGCAUUCGCAUCGCAAGAUUCCGAAUCAACGACUUAGCAAAGAUGUGAGGCUUGUGUACCGCGGUGUUGUUGCGGUGGUGAUACUGACACUGCCGACUGCGCAUCUGGAUAGUUUGAGGCUUGUGGGUACGACGACGGGACUCAUAGUUAGUGUGCUAGGGGUUGAGCUGGUGGGUGUGGGGUGUUGGGGGGAGAAUGUGGUUUGGGAGCGGGGGUGUAAGAGGGAUCGGGCGACGUAUAGUGCGAAGUGUGGGGUUAGUAGGGGGGAGUUGGAGAAGAGUGUGAGGGAGGGGAAGGUGGUGAGGGUUGAGGAGAUUGCGGCGAGGGAGGGAGGUGAGAAGGGGGCUGUUGGUGUGGUUUGA